This is a messenger RNA of Colletotrichum abscissum, 1386 nucleotides long. RefSeq lists its product as uncharacterized. The coding region runs from base 1 to 1386 and encodes 461 amino acids. Lineage: Eukaryota; Fungi; Ascomycota; Sordariomycetes; Glomerellales; Glomerellaceae. The transcript is spliced from 2 exons. The record is from RefSeq and is a predicted model, not a curated record.
AUGCCGCUGUGGAUUUGCGACUGGGAACUCUGCCGAUAUCCAGCGGUACAACGAGAUGGCGAUUGUUUGUUAUGUCGCAAACACUUAUGUCGCACCCACCUUCGAGAGCCAUGGCAUGCUUGCCCACGCGCAGAGGAAAAUUGGGAGGCUUACUCCCUUCAGUACGCAGCAGCAGAAGCUCAUGACCUAGAUCAGCUGCGUCGGAAGAUAAAUGUCUCGAAGCUAUGUUCCCGCGCGUCGAUGAUUAGAAACGGCAUCCCUUGCGUGGUAGACCUGUCUACCAAGCAGCUGGCUUCUAUGAUGGGCAACCAGAAUUGCCACGCCGAGAUAGCCUUCGAAGAUGGCGUCGUAUGGAUCGCCCGUUUUCGUAUCACCAAAGCGACGUCACCACCUCAGGAAGUUCGUGACUUCAUCAUUCGAAGCGAAGCCGCAACGAUGAGCUAUCUUUGUCAAAACACUCGCCUACCGGUACCCCGGAUUUACGAUUGGUCCGACGAAUCCAAUCCAGAAAACAAUAUUGGAGUCAGCUAUAUCCUCAUGGAAAAACUUGACGGACGGCCUCUGGAUUGGAGGGCAGCAACUCCGACCCAGAGGGAGAAGAUUAUGCAGCAAGUUGCAGACAUCUAUAUCGAAAUCGAAAGACACCCCUUUGGAUCUAUGGGCUCACUUGUUACAUCGUCACGGAAUCCUCACCACCUAGAGGUACAAGGCCUUGCGCAACACACAACAUACCAAUCGGAAACCGGCCACGCUCUCGGUCCUUUCUCUUCUCCUGUAGACGGUUCUGCCGCCAUCAUUGAGACGUAUCUUACUAUGAUAGCUAGCGGUGAACUUAUUGCCUCUCGCCCGAUAGACGCCUAUCUUACGCAUCGUUUCCGCUUAGAUGUUAUCGACCGACUUUGGACAGGCUCUACAGCAGAGAAACGAUUUUUCUUGAAGCACCCGGAUGACAAAGGCGACCACAUCCUCGUCAAUGAUGACUUCGAUAUUGUCGGAAUUAUAGACUGGGAAUGGACAAGGACGGUCUCUAGUAUGGAGGCCUUUUGCUCCCCGUCGAUGAUGUGGCCGAUUUCGAAGUUUUACGCCGGGUCUAACGAGUUGGCUCAGGACGAGCUAAGGCUCGCUGAAGUCUUCCGCGAAAAAGGUCGGGAAGAUCUAUCAGAACAUAUUCUCACGGGCAGGAAGGUCCAACGAUUCUUUUUCGCUAUGGGACCUGAAAGUCCUUCAGAUGUGUCCAAUUUUACGUCCCUUUUCGCAGGACUCGCUGGAGCCUUUGACUAUGAGCACGAAGAGUGGGAGCGGUGGAAAAACGAAGCCCUCAACAGAUGGAAAGACGACAACCAACUGCGAAAUCUGGUACAACAAGAUGGCGAGAAGGAAGGUUGA